This is a messenger RNA of Delphinapterus leucas (beluga whale), 5259 nucleotides long. NCBI's taxonomy places the organism in Eukaryota, Metazoa, Chordata, Mammalia, Artiodactyla, Monodontidae. The record is from RefSeq and is a predicted model, not a curated record.
AUGGCUCUGAUGCUGUUCCGUUGGCCACACUAUGAGGCUCCACUGGCUGGGGAGUGACUGUCUGUACAGGUGGUCAACUGCAGCCUUGUGUUCAGCCCCAGGUCUCUGGGGACGCUGGUGAUAUCCCUGCAGCAGCUACAGACUGCAGGGCAUUUGGUGCUUCAGGAGGCCCUAGUGGAUGAGAAUCUGCGCGUGUCCCCAGUCCAGGUGGAACUUGACCUGAAGUACCAGCCCCCAGAGGGUGAAACUGGAGCCUGGGCAGAAGAGGACUUUGGAGCACCCAUUCGGGACAGCUCAGAGCUGAUCAUUCCCAAUGUGGGCUUCCAGGAGCUGGAGCCUGGGGAGGCCCGGCUGGAGCGGUGGGCAGUGGCAUUGGGCCGCAGGCUAGCUUGAGGAGUAGGUCAGCAGGGCGAUGAGGACAACAAGCUGGAGCUGGAGCUGGAUGACAAGCCUGAUGUGGAGCUUUCUGGCGUCGCGUUCAGCCCCCUCAAGAGCCGAGCUCGGGGCCUGGCCCGCGGGGAUCCCUUCCAGGUAUCCAGGGCCCAGGACUUCCAGGUGGGGGUCACGGUGCCCGAGGCCCGGAAGCUGGUGGGAGUCAACAUUAAUCCCUAUGUGGCCGUGCGCGUUGGGGAGCAACGCCGAGUGACCGCCACGCAGCGCGGGACAAAUUGCCCCUUCUUCAACGAAUACUUCUUGUUUGAAUUUCAUGAGACCCGGCUUCACCUCCAGGACUUGCUGCUGGAGAUCACGGUGAGGCGGGUAGGGGUGAGAGGUUUCCGUCAGAGAAGGGGAGAUGCCGAAGCUCCAGGACUAACGCCACUUCCCCAGGCUUUCCAUUCGUAGACCCUCCCCUUUAUGGCCACCCGGAUAGGCACCUUCAGGAUGGACCUGGGCAUUAUCUUCGACCAGCCAGGUACUGAACCCUCCCCUCACUAUGGCCACUUCUAUCAGAAAUGGGCUUCUCUGCACGACUCCCGGGAUACACGCGCCGGGACCAAAGGUUUCGUCAAGGUCACUUUGUCCGUGAGGGCGCGCGGGGACCUGGCCCCUCCGCUGCCACCCCCGGGCCCUGGCCACAGUUCGGACAUCGAGAAGAACCUACUGCUGCCGCGUCGGGUGGCAGCGGAGAGGCCGUGGGCGCGGCUGCGAGUGCGUGUGUACCGCGCCGAGGGGCUUCCGGCGCUGCGCCCCGGCCUGCUGGGCAGCCUGGCCUGCGCCCUGCACGACCAGCGCGUCCUCAUGGACCCCUAUGUGCGGGUGUCUUUCCUGGGGCAGCAGGGCAAGACGUCGUUGCGCGGCGAGGCGACGGCGCCCGAGUGGAACGAGCAGCUGAGCUUCGUGGAGCUCUUGCCGCCGCCGAUGCGCCGCCUUCGUCUGCAGCUACGGGACGACGCGCCCCUGGUCGAUGUGGCCCUCGCCACGCACUUGCUGGACCUGAGGCAGAUCUCGCAUCCGGGCGGGGCGGGUGAGCGCAUCUGGCCAACGCGUGCAGCCUCUGCCUGGGCCCUCUCUGCCCUGGGUCCCGCCCCCGACUGCAAACCCCAUGCUCGCGACCUAGCUCCGCUUAGAAAGGACCCGGGGCUGCAGGAGGUUGAGAGUCUGCAGCGCAGCCCCACUUGCGGGACCUGCACACGGCUGAAGCAGGCACUGGAAGAGCUGGUGGCUGGGAGCAGACAGUUUUGCCACGGUGCUGAGCACAGGACAAUGACUCGGCCCAACGCGCUGGAUCUAUGCAGAUGCCAAGGGAAACAGCUGGCGUUUAGCCUGAACCUGUUGGCAAAGCAAGGACUGCGGCUCCUUUGGGGCCUGAGACAGGGCAACGUGCAAGAGAAGGUGGCACUGGCCAAGAAGCUCCUGGUGAAACUGCGCUUCCUGGCCCAGGGGCCCCAGCAAUCCCUCCUGGAUGUGCUGGUCUGGAAGCUCAGUGGGCGGCGCCAUGUGGCCUGGGCCCAUCCCGCCCAGGAUGUGCUGUUCUCUGUGGUGGAGGAGGAACGGGGCCGGGACUGUGGGAAGAUCCAGAAUCUGCUGCUCACAGCACCUGGGGAAGCCGCUGGCGAGGUCCGUGCCAAGCUGGAGCUCUUCCUGGGGCUGGAGCUGGGCAAGCAAGCCAAGGCCUGCACCUCAGAGCUCCCCCCGGACCUGCUGCCUGAGCCCUCGGCUGCGCUGCCCCUCAGCCUGGACCGGGACUGUGAGUGUGGGCUACUUCAGCUCCGGGCUCACUUGUACCAGGCCCGAGGUGUGCCGGCAGCACAUGACAGUGGGCUCUCGGACCCCUUUGCUCGAGUCCUCAUCUCUACCCAGGGCCAGACCACACGGGUCCUGGAGCAGACGCUGAGCCCUCUGUAGGAUGAACUCGUGGUGUUUGAUCAGUUAUUCGUGGACGGGAAGAGGGAGCACCUGCAGCAGGAACCCCCACUAGUGAUUGUCAACGUCUGUGACCACAAUAAGUUUGGCCCUUCUGUGUUCCUGGGAAGGACGCUGGCCGCCCUGAGGGCAAAGCUGAUGGAGGACCUUUACCAGCAGUUCUUCCCCCUGAGGAAGGGGCCCCGGGCAGCCGGGGAGCUCAUCGCCACCUUUGAACUCAUUGAACUGGACUACAGUAGUUGACACACGCCCUCAGUGCCUAGUGAUGUGGAGCCCCAGGACCUGACCGCCCUGGUUGAGCCCCUCUCCGGAUGCCUAUCCCUGCCACCGCAUGUGCGCCCGGUGCUUAGGGAGUUCCAUGUUGAGGUACUGUUCUGGGGUCUGAGGGGCCUUGGCUGUGUGCAUCUGUUUGAGGUGGAGCAGCCCCAGGUUGUGCUGGAGGUGGCCGGUCAGCAAGUGGAGUCCGAGGUCCUGACCAGUUACCGUGAGAACCCCAAUUUCACUGAGCUCGUCAGGCAUCUGACAGUGGUCCUCUCUCCCUACCCCCAGGACUUGCCAGAGCAGCCUUAUCUGCAGCCCCUCAGCAUCCUGGUGAUUGAGCGCUGGGCCUUUGGCCGCACAGUGCUCGUGGGUUCCCACAUUGUCCCCCAUAUGCUGAGAUUCACACUCUGGAGUCAGGAGGAUCCCCCUGAGGGGGAAGGAGAGGAGGAGACAGGGGACCUGGUGCCCAAGGUACCUCAAGAACAGAGGUCCCGGGAUCACUUCUUGGCUGAAGUGGGGAUACUCAGGCGGCUCCUAAAGGCUCCUCUGAAGAAGCUCCCUCUGGGAGGCCUCCUGAAUCAAGGCCCAGAGCUGGAGGAGGACAUCCCAGAUCCUGAAGAGCUCGACUGGUGGUCCAAGUACUAUGCAUCUCUGCAGGAGCUCCAGGGGCAGACCAACUUAGAUGAGGAUGAAAUGGAUGAUGCUGGGGAUUCAGAUGGGGGCAAUCUCCUUUCUGUGGAUGGGGAAGCCCAAGACCAGGGUAAGGCUGAAGUCAAAGGCUCUGUGUCCCAGAAAAAAGCAAUCGCCACUCUGAAGAUUUACAACAGCUCCCUGGAAGAAGAGUUUAACCACUUUGAAGACUGGCUGAAUGUGUUUCCCCUGUAUCGGGGGCAAGGAGGUCAGGAUGGAGAUGGAGAGGAAGAAGGGUCUGGAAACCUUGUGGGCAAGUUCAAGGGCUCCUACCUCAUUUACCCUGAAUCAGAGGCAGUGUCCUUCUCUGAUCCCCAGAUCUCCAGGGGGAUCCCACAGAAUCGGCCCAUCAAGCUCCUAGUCAGAGUAUAUGUUGUAAAGGCUACCAACCUGGCUCCUGCCGACGCCAACGGCAAAACAGACCCCUAUGUGGUGGUGAGCGCUGGCUGGGAGCGGCUGGACACCAAGGAGUGCUACAUCCUCAAGUAGCUGAACCCCAUCUUUGGAGAGGCCCUAGAGCUCAGCAUCUCUCUCCCUGCUGAGCCAGAGUUGACCGUGGCUGUGUUUGAUCAUGACCUCGUGGGUUCUGAUGACCUCAUCAGAGAGACCCCCAUUGAUCUGGAAAACCGAUUCUAUAGCCACCACAGGGCGAACUGUGGGCUGGCGUCCCAGUAUGACGUGGAUGGCUACAGUGCCUGGCGUGACGCAUUUCAGCCUUCGCAGAUCCUGGCGGUGCUGUGCCUACCCUGUGGCCUCCCCCCACCUGAAUACCGAGCCGGGGCUGUCAAGGUGGGCAGCAAACUCUUUCUGACACCGCCAGAGACCCUGCCCCCCGAGGAGCCCCAGGCAUUGCUGGUGCUGUGGCGCUGGCAGGAGACGCCUGGGCUUGGGAUCCAGCUGGUACCUGAGCACGUAGAAACACGGCCCCUCUACCAUCGCCGCAGCCCAGGGCUGCUGCACCUCUUCCUGUGCCCCCAGGGAUCCCUUCAUGUGUGGAUUGACAUCUUCCCCGGAGAUGUGCCUGCCCCACCUCCAGUUGACAUCAAGCGUCGGCAGCCAAUCAGCUAUGAGCUCAGAGUCAUCAUCUGGAACACGGAGGAUGUAGUUCUGGAUGAUGCAAACCCACUCACUGGAGAGAUGUCGAGUGACAUCUACUUGAAAAGCUGGGCGAAGGGGCUGGAGCAAGACAAGCAGGAGACAGACGUUCACUUCAACUCUCUGACAGGGGAGGGACUUCAAUGGCGCUUCGUGUUCUGCUUUGACUACCUGCCCACCGAGCAAGAGGUGAACGUCCGUUGCUGGCCUGGACCCUUCACCCUGGAGGAAGCUGAGUUCCGGCAGCCGUCUGUGCUGGUCCUGCAGGUCUGGGACUAUGACUGCAUCUCGACCAACGAACGACUAGGAUCCUUGGAGCUGCAGCUACCGGACAUGGUGCGAGGGGCCUGGGGCCCCGAGCUCUGCUCCGUGUGGCUGGUCCGGGACGGGGCCGGGCCAAGGCGUAAUCUGUUUCGCUGCCGCUGCUUGCGGGGCUGGUGGCCUGUAGUGAAGCUGCGGGUGCUGGAGGCUCAGGCUGUCAAGAAGAGGAAGAAGAGGAGGAAGGGCCGGCCAGAAGACUUAGAGUUCUCGGACUCAGGAGGCAACGUCUACAUCCUCACGGGGAAGGUGGAGGCUGAGUUUGAGCUGCUGACUGUGGAGGAGGCUGAGAAACGUCCAGUGGGAAAGAGGCACAAGGAGCCAGAGCCCUCGGAGAAGCCCAGCUGUCCCGAAACCUCCUUCAACUGGUUUGUGAACCCGCUGAAGACCUCCGUCUUCUUUGUCUGGCGCCGGUGCUGGCGCAUCCUGCUGCUGCUGGCGGCGCUGAUCACUGUCUUCCUCCUCCUCAUCUCCUACACCAGGCCUGGCCUGAUCAGCCAGGUCACUGUCCGCCCCCUCCACCGCCCCUGA